Messenger RNA from Tarenaya hassleriana, 2951 nucleotides. RefSeq names its product protein VAC14 homolog. Lineage: Eukaryota; Viridiplantae; Streptophyta; Magnoliopsida; Brassicales; Cleomaceae. The transcript has 20 exons. Bases 350 to 2527 code for a protein of 725 amino acids. Gene Ontology annotation, biological process: positive regulation of kinase activity; phosphatidylinositol biosynthetic process. Gene Ontology annotation, cellular component: PAS complex; endosome membrane. The record is from RefSeq and is a predicted model, not a curated record.
GUCCAAGACGAUUCAACUUCUCGACGAACGAAGAAAAAACGAAAUAUCGAAAAAGAGGACGAAAAUAAAAACAAAACUUCUUUCCUCUAAUUAAUAAAUCAGAGUUCGUUUUUCCUGAAAUUGAAAUCGACUUCUGUUACGCUUCGAUUCACUUCUUGCCUCUUGACCAGAUCUGAUUUUCGCUCUUGACGUUGAAUCGUUCAAGUUUCGAUCGCCGAAAGUAUUUGGAGACCGUCGGGAGAGAAUUUGUGUUUUCAAGUGGAAGAUUGGAGGAGGUCGGAGUCUGGGAUCUGACCUCGAAGACGAUUCAGAAGGAUAAUUUGGUUUCCUUCGCUGGGUUUCUCCCGAAAUGUCAGACGCUCUUUCUGCCAUUCCGGCGGCUGUUCAUCGCAACCUUUCCGACAAGCUGUAUGAGAAGCGGAAGAAUGCGGCUCUUGAGCUCGAGGGGAUUGUGAAAGGUCUAGCUGCUGCGGCAGAUCAUGAGAAGAUCUCGAAAAUUAUCGAGAUGUUGAUCAAGGAAUUUGCAAAAUCACCUCAAGCGAAUCAUCGGAAGGGUGGCUUGAUUGGCCUAGCUGCUGUAACAGUUGGGUUGUCAUCAGAAGCUGCCCAAUAUCUCGAGCAAAUAGUGCCACCUGUGAUUAACUCCUUUUCUGAUCAAGAUAGCCGAGUUCGGUACUAUGCUUGUGAAGCUCUCUAUAAUAUUGCAAAGGUUGUGAGGGGCGAUUUCAUUAUUUUCUUUAAUGAGAUUUUUGAUGCUUUAUGCAAACUCUCAGCAGAUUCUGAUGCCAACGUGCAAAGUGCAGCUCAUCUUUUAGAUCGCCUUGUUAAGGAUAUUGUUACAGAGAGUGAUCAGUUCAGUAUUGAGGAAUUUAUACCUCUCUUAAAAGAGCGCAUGAAUGUUCUAAACCCUUAUGUUCGGCAAUUUCUGGUAGGAUGGAUCACUGUGCUUGACAGUGUUCCGGACAUUGAUAUGCUCGGUUUUCUUCCCGACUUUCUUGAUGGGUUGUUCAAUAUGUUGAGUGACUCCAGUCAUGAAAUCCGCCAACAAGCUGACUCAGCGCUUUCAGAGUUUCUUCAAGAGAUAAAAAAUUCUCCAUCUGUAGAUUAUGGUCGCAUGGCUGAAAUAUUGGUGCAGAGGGCUGCUUCUCCUGAUGAAUUCACUCGAUUAACAGCCAUCACAUGGAUAAAUGAGUUUGUUAAACUUGGGGGUGAUCAGCUUGUCCGUUAUUAUGCGGAUAUUCUUGGAGCUAUUCUGCCUUGCAUAUCUGACAAAGAAGAAAAAAUCCGGGUGGUUGCUCGUGAAACCAACGAGGAACUCCGUUCAAUCCAUGUGGAGCCCUCAGAUGGUUUUGAUGUUGGGGCAAUUCUUUCUGUAGCUAGGAGGCAACUAUCGAAUGAGUGGGAGGCUACUCGAAUUGAAGCAUUGAACUGGAUAUCAACACUGCUAAACAAGCAUCGUUCUGAGGUGUUAUGCUUUCUAAAUGACAUUUUUGACACCCUACUGAAAGCAUUAUCUGAUUCUUCUGAUGAUGUGGUGCUCUUGGUUCUGGAGGUUCAUGCUGGUGUUGCAAAAGAUCCUCAACACUUUCGCCAGCUCAUUGUUUUUCUAGUCCAUAACUUUCAGGUUGAUAAUUCUCUUCUGGAGAGGCGAGGCGCCCUUAUAAUUCGGCGACUUUGUGUGCUUUUGGAUGCUGAAAGAGUUUACCGAGAGCUUUCAAAUAUACUCGAGGGGGAAUCGGAUCUGGAUUUUGCUUCUACCAUGGUUCAGGCAUUAAAUUUGAUUUUGCUUACAUCCCCAGAGUUAUCUAGACUUCGAGAUCUUUUAAAACUUUCCCUUGUCAAUCACGAAGGGAAAAACCUUUUUGUUGCCUUGUAUGCUUCAUGGUGUCAUUCACCCAUGGCAAUAAUAAGUCUUUGCUUGCUGGCUCAGGCUUACCAGCAUGCAAGUAUCGUAAUUCAAUCUCUGGUGGAGGAAGACAUUAACGUUAAAUUUCUGGUCCAGCUGGAUAAGUUGAUCCGGCUGCUGGAAACUCCGAUUUUUACUUACCUUAGAUUGCAGCUUCUGGAGCCAGGAAGAUAUAUUUGGUUGUUAAAAACACUUUAUGGUCUUCUAAUGUUACUUCCUCAGCAAAGUACAGCAUUUAAGAUUCUACGAACCCGGCUGAAAGCUGUGCCAUCGUACUCCUUUAGUAGCAACCAACUGAGCCCAGCAUCUUCAGGAGUACCCUUUGCGCAAUAUCUACAACAUGGGUCGCAAUUUGCUGAGGAUGGUGACAUUGAUGAAAAUAUCAGAAAUUCCCACCAAGGCAUUAACUUCGCUGCACGGCUACAGCAGUUUGAGCACGUGCAGAAUCAGCAUCGUGCCCAUGUAAAAGCUCAAGCAAACUCACGUAGCAGUUCCUCUACUUCAACGUCAAAGGAGGAGGUGAGGAGACCCGAGGAAUCCAGAGGCCCUUCGUCAGCAGGGGAAAACAGCAGACCGCCAUCGAGAUUAUCAAGAAAGGGGCCGGGACAGCUACAGCUUUAACCGGGUAAUAACAUCGAACUGCUUUGCCUUUUUGCUGCUGCUUGCUUAUUUGGGAUGGGACAGCAAUCCAAAGGCCCCCUUCUAUAUAUAUGUCUGUAAAAUUGUAUAUCAUUAGUAAGUCUGAAUUUGGCCGGGAUUUCGUCGAAAGCUGCGGACAUUCCAUUCUCUCCGUUGGGUUUGAAUUUACGCGAGAGGAUCUAAAAAGUUGUUUUUUUCUUCCCUCUUGAAUCUGCUGCCCUUUUUUUUUAUUCCUUUUUGGGGUUAAUGAUCUUUACAUUCGUGUAAGCAGAGGAUGUAAAAAGAACCCAUGUGGUUUUGUGGUGUUUUUUUUUUUUUUUUUAAUUAUUUAAACUGGAAAACCACAUGGGAGGGAGGAGGAGGAUGAGAAAUGAUUGAUGCUGCUGUAUGGUUCCAUCUUCUGCCU